AUGUACAACAACCAAUCUCACAAAAAUGUUGGACAGAGUAGUUCUAAUCAAGGAAGUCCAUCUGCUCAAAUUAAUAUUCUUGAAGUUAAUACCAAUCAAUCGAAUCAAAUGUCUUCUCAACCUCAAAGUCUUGCCAUACAAGAUAAUAUGCAAGGUACAACUCCAACAGUUGCUGAAACAGGAAGAUCGCCUAUUACACAAUCACCUGGAAUGAAUAUAAUGUCUACUUUAAAAGCAUCAUUUCCUUUACUAUCUUUAGCAAUGGAAACUGUGGUCGAUCAAAUUCAACAACGUCUUAAGCCAAAUUCAGAUGAGGAUAUUUAUAGAUUGAUUGUUGCACUUUUAAAUGAUGUCACUAAAAAUACAGGAACAAGAUGA
Messenger RNA from Entrophospora candida, 378 nucleotides. NCBI's taxonomy places the organism in Eukaryota, Fungi, Glomeromycota, Glomeromycetes, Entrophosporales, Entrophosporaceae. The record is from the annotation of a GenBank genome assembly.